Messenger RNA from Stylophora pistillata, 1555 nucleotides. RefSeq names its product phospholysine phosphohistidine inorganic pyrophosphate phosphatase. Gene Ontology annotation, cellular component: cytosol; cytoplasm. Gene Ontology annotation, molecular function: phosphatase activity; inorganic diphosphate phosphatase activity. The record is from RefSeq and is a predicted model, not a curated record. NCBI's taxonomy places the organism in Eukaryota, Metazoa, Cnidaria, Anthozoa, Scleractinia, Pocilloporidae. Gene Ontology annotation, biological process: dephosphorylation.
AUAUGGCGGAACGACCGAUCUGGCUUAGAAGGAAAAUUGGGGGAAUUUUGCUCGACAUUUCUGGUGUUCUUUACAACACUAGUGAGGAAGGUGGUGAAGCUAUUCCUGGAUCUGUUGAAGCAGUUGAGAAGCUGAAAGCAGCUGGUUACAAGGUGCAGUUUUGCACAAAUGAAGAUACCUGCACAAGAGAGCAGCUUGUCCAUAGACUUGGACAAUUUGGAUUCAACCUGUCAGCCAGUGAACUAUUUGCACCAUCUCCUGUUGCAAGAAAAAUUCUUCAGGAACGUAAGCUACGUCCAUUACUUUUGAUUCACCCAAGAGGACUUGCCGAAUACCAGGGAAUGGAUUGCAGUAAUCCCAACUGUGUUGUUGUUGGUGGAGCUGAAGAUCAGUUUACUUAUGCACGCAUGAAUGAGGCCUUUAGACUACUUUUAACUUCUGAUGAUCCAGUUCUUUUUGCUUUAGGACAUGGGCGCUAUUACAAAAAUGGCUCUAAUCUGGUCCUAGAUGCAGGUCCAUAUGUAAAGGCAUUAGAAUUUGCUUGCGAUGUUAAAGCUGAGAUUAUUGGCAAACCUUCAGCUAAUUUUUUUCUAACUGCUUUGGACAAGAUUCAAGUAUCACCUGAAGAUGCAGUUAUGAUUGGAGAUGACAUUGUAUCAGAUGUGGGUGGGGCUCAGGCAUGUGGAAUCAGAGGAGUGCAAGUUAGGACUGGAAAAUAUAGGCCUGAAGAUGAAAAUCACCUGGCUGUAAAACCUGAUGGAUAUGUGGACAAUCUGGCACAAGCUGUGGAGCUUAUCCUCAAAUACAAUUGAGCAGCGUAUUAUGAAUGAGUGAAUAAUUGUUCAAUGACAAAGGAUCCUCUAGUUUCAUCAAAAGAAAGUCUUGACAUAAGAAAAGAGUUCAAACCAGAAAGGAAUGGCUUCAUACAUCAACAUGUUCACCAUCUUACUGGUUUGGUAACAUACCAGGCUGCCCAGAUGUCAUGUGCAAAGAUCUAUCGAGCUACAGAAAUGUGCUAGUAAUUAAAAAAAAGGGGAUGUUUGAAUUAUGAAACUAACUUCACAAAAAUAUAUGGUAUUCAUAUUUAGCAUAAGAACUUUACAAUAAUUGAAACGAAGAAACAUUUAUUUCUACCUGAAAUCAAGUUACAUGCCAAAAGUAACAUAAAUUGUUUGGCAUGCAUAAGUAAUACAAGUUUUGCAAAGUCUGACCUUCUGUCUCCCUACUAGGUUAGCUCAUACUUCAGGCCACAAAGAUAUCAAAUCACAAUCUGUUUUCUUUAUUGAAACAUUGAGCAAAGGAAUUUAAGUUUUAAGCCAAUGAGGUUUCCCUUUUUCUCCAAUUCAAAAGAUAUCUAGAGCACAAUCAAUUUAUGGCAGUCUAACAUGUACAUUGCUUCUCCUCUUUGAGCUUAAGACAUUUUAUUGCUUAUUCUAAAUCUGAUUUAAACUUGGCUAAGAAAAAGCACUUCAAUUUGUGCUGAUAUGUUUUUCUCUAUUUUUAACCUCUAACUGAUAAGGUUAGGGAAACAAGAAAUUCUUCUAUAUUCCACUGA